CGCUUCGGAGGGACUGAAGAAAAGGAGAUGCAAGAGACGCCAAGUGAGAAUUUGGGGUUACUUUGAUGAAGACAGGAGCGCGUGCCGCACAAAAGGACUCUCGUCUUAAUUAGACUGGCACCGAGCAUCACCACGACGGCAUCACCACAUCUCCAUCAUUUGGCUUGGAUCUUGAAAGAGGAGAGAGCGAAUCUGUUGCAAGGUUGUCUGUGUGACUGCUGAAAAGCCAUGAUCCUGAAUGCCUCUGACUUAGGCUGGGAUGAGUCCUCGGGUGCAGACCCCUUCUCCCCUCUGGACCAACUGGACAGCUCAUCUACUUAUGAAGUCCCACCCCUCACGGUGUGGGGCGUGGCCCUGUGUGUGUCAGGAACUCUCAUUGCCACAGAAAACGCAGUCGUGGUCACCACCAUCUUGGCUACCCCGUCUCUACGUGCGCCCGUUUUCCUGCUGCUUGCCAGCCUCGGAUUGGCAGAUCUGCUGGCAGGUGUUGCUCUGAUCUUGCACUUCCUCUUCCUGUUCUGUGUUGAGCCCAGUGAUUGGUCAGAAUUGCUGACCUCAGGACUGCUGGUGACAUCGCUGACUGCCUCGCUCUGUAGCCUGAUGGGUGUCGCUUUGGACCGCUACCUGUCGCUAAGUCACGCCCUCACCUACGGCUCCAGCGAAUCUCGUCACCGAGCCGCUAUCCUCCUGCUGCUGGUCUGGUUGGGCGCAUGUUUCAUCGGGGCGGGACCUGCAAUGGGAUGGCACUGCCUAGGACAGCCAAACACCUGUUCUGUGGCGCGACCUCUGACCCGGACUUACCUAUCGUUGCUGUGUGGUGGCUUCCUGGUAGUUGUCAUGGUAACCCUGCAGUUGUACGCUGGGAUCUGUCGAGUGGCAAGGCGGCACGCCCACGCCAUCGCUACCCAAAGACACUUCCUGCCCACCAACCACUCAUAUGCAAGCAAACACAGCAGUGGGAGGGGCUUCUCGCGGCUGAUCGUGAUUCUCAGUGUGUUUGUGGGGUGCUGGAUGCCUUUCUCCCUGUGGGGGCUGCUAGGAGAUGCAUCCAGCCCUCCCCUGUACACCUACGCCACCUUGUUGCCGGCGGCAGGCAGCUCGCUGCUGAACCCGAUACUCUACAGUCUGAGAAACAAAGACAUUCGUAAGGUCCUGCUCCAGGCCUGUUGCCCGCAUAGAUGCUCUCAAAACCCACAAAUACACUACCCUGUUGACGUGUAGACUGCCAAACCUCGCCAGACUCAAACCACCACAUAGAUCUAUGCCAGACAUAUCACUGUUUGUGUGCCAAGAUAAACACACCGCUGCAUUGACUAUCAUCCAGAUCCAGAACAUGAAGUCUCCCACACAUGCAAGAAGCUCUUCUGCGGGAGAUGAAGUCCGUCUGCUAAUCAGAAUGUUCUGCACUGUCCUGGCAAGUAGCCAUUUUGGGACUAAAUGUACUGUCUUGUGUGUACUUUGUGCCUCAUUAUCAGUCAAUUGUAGCUCCACUGGAUCCCCGGACUGAAACAAUCACAGGGAUGCUCUAUACAGCCCCACUCAGAGAAAGUGGAUUCAAUCACCAUUGGCACUUUAUUGAGGAGAGGAAAGGACGGGCUUUAAAUGUAAGCUUAUCAGAGUGUAAUGAAUUGUGAUCCAAAGCCCAAUUGUAUUUACUUGAAUGGCAAAACCACAAUGUUCUAGAUUUUUGAGAUUCUAUUUUGCACAUGCUGUUGAAGGCCGUUUGAAGGUACUGACCAUAGGUUCAGUUUGCACAGCCUUUUUGAAAUGAAUGAAUAUUUUAUAUUGAUGAAUAAUAAAUAUGCUUUUUUUUCUCUA
Molecule: messenger RNA, 1818 nt
Organism: Gasterosteus aculeatus aculeatus (three-spined stickleback)
Lineage: Eukaryota; Metazoa; Chordata; Actinopteri; Perciformes; Gasterosteidae
Gene: gpr3
Product: G protein-coupled receptor 3
Biological process (GO): G protein-coupled receptor signaling pathway
Cellular component (GO): membrane
Molecular function (GO): G protein-coupled receptor activity
Source: RefSeq, a predicted model, not a curated record